AUGAAGUUCACCACUUCCAUUGUCGCCCUCGGCCUUGCCGUCCAGGCUAUGGCCACCCCUACUGUCGUCGAACGCAAGGCCACCUUGGCCCAGCGUGACCUCGCUGCCUUCCAAUCCGUCCUCUCCGGCAUUCAGGAUCAAGUCAAGAGCUUUGACACAGCUAUCACCGGCUACUCCGGCGGUGACACCACCGCUUUGCUCGCUGCCGCCAGCAAGAUCACCACCACCACCAACAGCGGUGUCUCUAGCCUCUCCAGCGAGGCGACACUCUCUGAGAGUGAUGCUCUUCAGCUCACCUCUCCCGUCCAGGACUUGACCAGCACCAUCAACACCGCCAUCAGCGACCUGAUCUCCAAGAAGUCUCAGCUCGUUGCUGCUGGUCAGGGUGCUACUGUUGAAACCAACCUUCAAGGACAAUACGAUGCUGCCAAGAAGCUUGCCGACACCAUCUCUGGAAAGGUUCCUUCCGCCCUCUCUGGUGUUGCCGCUACUCUUGCCUCUGGUAUCACCGCUGCCAUCCAAAAGGGUAUUGAUGCCUUCAAGGGCACUGGCGGCUCUACUGGCUCUGCUACCUCUGCCACUGCCACUGCCACCUCUGCUCCAGGCAGCACUGCUCCCGCCAGCACUGCCCCCGGCUCCACUGCCCCAGGCACCACCGCUCAUGGCAGCACUGCUACUGCCUCUGCUACCUCUCCUGCUGGCUCCAGCUCUGUUGUUCCCGGCUCCGGCACUGCCACUUCCUCCGGCCUCGUUCCCGGAAGCGGCACCACUGGUACCUCCACCAGCCCUGCCUUCACUAACCUUGCCUCCGGCAACAAGGUCAACACUGUCGGUCUCCUGGCCGCUGUCGCUGCUCUUUUCGCUUUUUAA
Molecule: messenger RNA, 870 nt
Organism: Talaromyces proteolyticus
Lineage: Eukaryota; Fungi; Ascomycota; Eurotiomycetes; Eurotiales; Trichocomaceae
Product: hydrophobic surface binding protein A-domain-containing protein
Exons: 1
Coding region: 1-870 (289 amino acids)
Cellular component (GO): extracellular region
Source: RefSeq, a predicted model, not a curated record